AUGGGUCAGACCUUGUCGGAGCCCGUGGUCGAGAAGACAUCCUCCGACGGCGAAGAUGACUGCUGCUUGUAUGGAGUCUCUGCCAUGCAGGGAUGGCGUAUUAGUAUGGAAGAUGCCCACGCCGCCGUCCUCGAUCUUCAAGCCAAGUACACCGGCACCGGUGAGAACCAACCGACGGACCCGAGCAAGCGUCUAGCCUUCUUUGGUGUAUAUGAUGGUCACGGUGGAGACAAGGUUGCGUUAUUCACCGGGGAGAACCUCCACAAGAUUGUUGCCAAGCAGGAAUCGUUUGCUCGUGGUGAUAUCGAGCAGGCUCUUAAGGAUGGUUUCCUGGCUACCGAUCGCGCUAUUCUGGAAGACCCCAAAUACGAGGAAGAGGUUUCCGGUUGCACUGCUUCUACAAGCAUCAUCUCCAAGCACAAAAUCUGGGUGGCAAAUGCUGGUGACUCCCGAUCAGUGCUCGGUGUCAAGGGCCGCGCUAAGCCCCUCUCCUUUGACCACAAGCCCCAGAAUGAGGGCGAGAAGGCUCGUAUCAGUGCCGCCGGCGGCUUUGUCGACUUUGGCCGUGUCAACGGCAACCUUGCUCUCUCUCGAGCCAUUGGUGACUUCGAGUUCAAGAAGAGCCCCGAAUUGGCCCCCGAGCAACAGAUUGUCACCGCUUUCCCCGAUGUGACGGUUCACGACCUGAGCGAUGACGAUGAAUUCCUUGUCAUCGCCUGUGAUGGUAUCUGGGAUUGCCAGACCUCUCAAGCCGUCGUCGAGUUUGUCCGCAGAGGCAUUGCUGCCAAGCAGCAACUUUCUCAGAUUUGCGAGAAUAUGAUGGAUAACUGCCUGGCCUCCAACAGCGAGACCGGCGGUGUGGGAUGCGACAACAUGACCAUGAUUGUGAUUGGCCUGCUAAACGGAAAGUCCAAGGAGGAGUGGUAUAACCAGAUUGCAGAGCGGGUUGCGAACGGAGAUGGGCCCUCCGAAUUCCGCGGCCCCGGGAUCCGGAAUCAAUUCGAGGACCAGCCUGAUGACUAUGACUUGGAGAUGGAGCGCUCGCGGGCUUUCAGCACCCGGUCCGGCCGGAUCAUUCUGCUAGGCGAUGGCACCGAGAUCAUCCCGGAUCAGCAUGAGGAGGAACUGUUCGACCAAACCGAGGACCAGGACCUGGCUAACCAGGUGCACCCGACUGAUUCCACGCGGGCUCGCGAAGAUACCCCCGGUCCACAGGGCAAGGAAACUGGCGCGCAAAUAUCCGAGUCGCCUGCUUCUACCGAUGACAAAGAUAAGGCAGCGCCGUAG
Messenger RNA from Penicillium waksmanii, 1287 nucleotides. RefSeq names its product PP2C family serine/threonine-protein phosphatase. Lineage: Eukaryota; Fungi; Ascomycota; Eurotiomycetes; Eurotiales; Aspergillaceae. The record is from RefSeq and is a predicted model, not a curated record. The coding region runs from base 1 to 1287 and encodes 428 amino acids. Gene Ontology annotation, biological process: protein dephosphorylation. Gene Ontology annotation, molecular function: protein serine/threonine phosphatase activity; cation binding. The transcript is spliced from 7 exons.